AUGCCACAAGACGAUCUGGCAUAUGGUGGCUACUACCAAGGUGCCGAGCGUGGGUCCGGAGACGGGUCCCGCGGCUUAGGCGAUACCUUCAAGAAGCUCCGCGAUACGUACAAGAGUCACUCUUCCCAGUCAGGCCAGGCCAACCAGACAUACAACCCUUCUGGCUAUCAAGGGCAAAACUACCCGACGCAAACCGAGCCCCCGCAGUACAGCCAGAAUCAACAGACAAGCUCAACCGGGCAGCAUGGAAACCCCAACCCCAACUAUCAAGGCAAACCACAGAAGGAGGAUAAGCUAGCUGGAUUCUUGGGCAAGCUUCAAGGCACCGUGACCGAGUUUGGUUCCGAGUUUGCCACGAAGAUUGGUACAACCAUCGACCCGAAGGCAUAUGCCGAGUAUGGCCACGUAAAGCCUAAUGCGGAGACUCGGUUCGGCAGCUUUGCUCCUCCCCGUGAACAUAAUGAUGUCAAGUGGUAUGUGGACGGAUGCAGUUAUUUCUGGGCUGUGUCGCGGGCGUUGGAAAGCGCCCGAGAGUCCAUUUGGAUUUUGGAUUGGUGGCUAUCUCCCGAACUUUAUCUGAGAAGACCCCCUGCGAAGAAUGAACAAUACCGAUUGGAUCGCAUGCUGCAAGCUGCAGCCCAGCGGGGCGUGCGGGUCAAUAUCAUUGUUUACAAGGAGGUUACGCAGGCGCUCACUCUGUCAUCAUCGCACACCAAGCAUGCCUUGGAGGAUUUGCAUCCCAAUAUCGCGGUCUUCCGCCACCCCGACCACCUGCCUGACCGUCAAGAGCUUGCGGCUUCAUUUGCGUCUUCUUUCCAGAACUUGUCCUUGGACUCAGCCAGCUUGAGCAAAAUGUCAAAGGACACGCUGAAGGGACUGUACGGCAUGAACGAGGAUGUGAUCCUCUACUGGGCCCACCACGAGAAGCUCUGCUUGAUCGACGGUCAGACUGCGUUCAUGGGUGGCUUGGAUAUGUGUUUCGGUCGCUGGGAUACGAACCAGCACCCAAUCUCGGAUCUGCACCCGGAGGACGUGAACCAGACAGUGUUCCCAGGCCAGGACUACAACAAUUCUCGCGUGCUGGACUUCGAGGAUGUUGUUCACUGGGAGAAGAACCAAUUGGAUAGGAAGAGCAUGUCUCGUAUGGGAUGGUCCGAUAUCUCCGUCAGCCUGCACGGUGCUGUGGUUGAAGAUCUUCGUCGUCAUUUCGUUGAGCGAUGGAACUUCAUUUAUGAUGCCAAAUACAAGGUCCGCAACGAGUCGCGAUACGUGAGAUUGGCACUUUACGGACGUCCUAGCUCUUCGACCCAAAAGCCGCAGGGUCAGCAGCCUGGCCAGCAGUCUGGAUCUCAGCAGCCCAACUUGUAUCCAUCGGGCCAGUCUAGUCCAAGCCAACCGCCCACUCCAUCUUGGCAAUCGAAGCCCAAUGCCACGCCGACAUCUCCCUAUCAGCCGUCGCAGAGUCAGACUUCGACUCCUCAGACCCAGAAUUCGCAGCCACACUCUCAGCAACCGCAGACGUCAACUGGACCCUACCAGCCAAGCCAAAGUGGAAAUACUCCUACAUACCCGCCGCCCCCUGGUCAGACCUCUUCGAACCAGUACCAGCAACAUGCUGCGUCUCCCGCGCACCAGUCGGAGAACACAUCAGCUUAUCCUCCACCACCAAGCUAUCAAUCUUCUGCCCAAUCCGGCCACUCACCUAGCCAGGGAACCAGCCAAUAUACCUACACUGGGAACUCAUUCCCCCCUCCUCCGCCUGGAGCUCCUCCUGCGCAAAGCACCCCUGACAUUGAAUACCAGCCCUACCCUCCUGACCAUAAAUAUGAUAGCACUGGUACCACAGAGUACCAGCCAUACCAGGGUCAGCAGCAAACUCCUACACAGGGACAAACUGCCAAUACCUCUUACCAAUCGUAUCAGGGUCAGCAACACAGUCAGGCACAAGAGAACACCCCCCACACCUCUUACCAGCCGUACCAGGGUCAGCACCAAGAGCAGAAGCCUCAUUAUUCCCCGGUGCAGCAUCAAGCUUCUGGCAGCCCGACUCCCCACCAACAGAGCCAGAACCAGGCACCUUACUACCCGCCUCCACCUGGCCAAGAGGCAUCUCACUCCAACACCCGUGGAAUCGAUGACUACCAGCAUGGAGGUCACCAACAAUACCAGGGUGAUCGCGACAGAGGCUCUCUGAUGCCCCGUCGUUUCAACAAAGAGGAGCUGUCCAACUAUGGAAAUUCCCUUCGUGGCCAGCUUGCCGGUCAGAUUCACCAGUAUCAGGAUCGGCUAACUGCAUAUGGCCGUCCUUCAUCUUCGCAAGGACGGGGAAAUAUGUCGUGUCAGAUUGUUCGCAGCUGUGCGAAAUGGAGCAAUGGCACCCAGGUCGAGCACUCAAUCGCCGAUGCCUAUUGCGCCAUUAUUCGCAACAGUGAGCACUUUAUCUACAUCGAGAACCAGUUCUUUAUCACUGCCACCGGUGACUCUCAGCAUCCUGUCAAAAACAAGAUCGGUGCCGCUAUCGUCGAGCGAAUUCUGCGAGCUGCGCGUGCAGGCCAGAAGUUCAAGAUCGUUGUGGUCAUCCCAUCUGUCCCCUGCUUUGCUGGAGACCUGCGCGAUGAUGAAACUCUUGGAACACGCGCUAUCAUGGAGUUCCAGUAUAACUCCAUCAAUCGCGGAGGCCACAGCAUUAUGGAGCUGAUUGCUAAGGAGGGCUUUAACCCGAUGGAAUACAUCCGCUUCUACAACCUUCGCAAUUAUGACCGCAUCAACAAUGGAAGCUUGGUGAAUGCUGCUGAACAGCAGAGUGGUGUCAACUACGAAGAUGCUCGCAGGCAGUACGAUCAGCACACUGCGGGACCUGGUGGCUACACACCGGCUCCAAGCAAUACUCGAAGUGCCUUUGAUACCAGCGCGCCCUUCCAACAGUACCAACAGGGCGCUCACCAGGCUCAAAGUAGCCAUGGCUCUUCCAGCCGCUGGAACAGUGUCAGCGAGUGUUAUAUGCUCGGUGGAGAGGAUAUCCGUAAGGUUCCGUGGGAUGGUCAUCCGGAUGCUGAGAUUGAUGCUUUCGUGAGCGAGGAGCUUUACGUCCACUCAAAGGUGAUGAUCGCCGAUGACCGUGUGGUUGUUUGUGGAUCAGCCAACCUGAACGAUCGCUCCCAGCUGGGUGACCACGACUCCGAGAUCGCAGUCAUCAUCGAGGACUUCACACCUGUGCAGUCUACGAUGAACGGCAAGCCAUGGGUUGCUAGUCGAUUUGCCGCAUCUCUUCGUCGUCAACUUUUCCGCAAGCACCUCGGUCUGUUACCCCCACAGGACUAUCAACGACCAGAUGCCAACUUUGAGCCCGUGGGGGUUCCAAAUGAUUUCGACUUUGAGUGUCCCGAGAGCAAGGUCGUUGCUGACCCACUCUCUGACACCGCUCAGAGUCUUUGGAACUCACGGGCCCACACCAACAGCGAGGUCUUCCGGAAGGUAUUCCACGCAGUCCCCGAUGACACGGUCCGCAACUGGUCGGAGUACAAAGAGUUCUACGAAUACUACUUCCACAAGGCGGAGGAGCACAAGGACGGAUUCUCGCGUCCCGCGCGAUUCCAGUGGGGCCACGUAGUCCGCGAUGACUUCGCCCCUGGCGCAGAGGGUGCGAAGCAGGUCAAAGAAUUGCUAAGCCAGGUCAAGGGUACUCUGGUCGAGAUGCCUCUGAUGUUCCUGAUUGAGGAGGAUAUCGCGAAGGAAGGAUUGACUCUGAAUGACUUGACGGAGCCACUCUAUACCUGA
Penicillium brevicompactum is the source of this 3777-nucleotide messenger RNA. It is a transcript of the gene pld2, whose product is annotated as putative phospholipase D (PLD). Lineage: Eukaryota; Fungi; Ascomycota; Eurotiomycetes; Eurotiales; Aspergillaceae. Gene Ontology annotation, biological process: cell motility. The coding region runs from base 1 to 3777 and encodes 1258 amino acids. Gene Ontology annotation, molecular function: catalytic activity. The record is from RefSeq and is a predicted model, not a curated record. The transcript has 5 exons.